Messenger RNA from Venturia canescens, 2928 nucleotides. It is a transcript of the gene Vps39, whose product is annotated as vacuolar protein sorting 39. Gene Ontology annotation, molecular function: protein binding. The coding region runs from base 152 to 2797 and encodes 881 amino acids. Gene Ontology annotation, cellular component: cytoplasm; membrane. The record is from RefSeq and is a predicted model, not a curated record. Gene Ontology annotation, biological process: intracellular protein transport; endosomal vesicle fusion; autophagy. The transcript has 10 exons. Lineage: Eukaryota; Metazoa; Arthropoda; Insecta; Hymenoptera; Ichneumonidae.
UAUAAUCUGUCAAAAGUCAAAACGCUUUUUGUUGUUGUUGGUGAUGUAUGGUUAUACAUGGCCGGAAUCUGAAAUAACCGGAAUAACCUUCAUGGUGUCGCACUUGUAAAACAGAUCUGGAAUUUCACGUAUAUAAAAAAAAUCAAUCAACAUGCACGACGCCUACGAUGCAUCGGCAAUUCUCAAUUUGACUGUUCAAAUUGAAUCAAUGGCCGCUUACGACGACAAUUUAUUUAUUGGAACACGAGAAGGUCGGCUGUUGAUGUACAAUGUUCUUCCUAAAGCGAAUGAUCAUCACGAACUCGAAUUAUUACGAUACAGCAAAAGUUUUAGCAAAAAAAGGAUUGUUCAAAUUGAUGUUGUUCCAGAUUACAAUCUGCUUAUUCUUUUGACUGAUGACAUAAUAUGUGUCCACGAUUUAAAUUCUGUCAAUAUUCAACAAAUCUGUCAAUUGCCAAAAACUCGUGGUGCAUCUCUUUUUGCUCUAAACAUCCAACAGUCUGAGAAUACGACAGGAGAAAAAAAUACUGCAGUGUGUCUGUGUGUUGUGGUCAAAAGAAAAUUACAAUUGUAUUAUUGGAAAAAAAAUCAUUUUGAGGACUUGGGUGAUGAGUCAAGAAAUGAGCUUUCCUUGGCAGAGGUGCCAAGAGAAUUGGCUUGGUGUGGAGAGACUUUGGUCGUUGGUUUUCAUGGAUUAUCCUAUACUUUGAUCAAUCUGAAUGGGAAAACAAAGGAAUUAUUUCCAACGGGGAAGCCACCUAAACCAAGUAUAACAAAAUUAUCCGAAAACUCGUUUGCUCUUGGUAAAGACUCUCAGUCUAUUAUAAUGUAUACUUCUGGGGAACUGAUUCAGCAUAAUCCAGUAAAAUGGACAGAUUCUCCAAGCGCAACUUGCUGGGAUGAUCCUUAUCUGUUGGGCAUUGUCCAUGAUACCCUUGAGGUAUACACUCUUGAGGGCUGUUUGCAUAUUCAAACCCUCGAAAAAUUAAACAAGGCACGUUUGAUCUGCAGGAGCAAACAGGGCAAAGUUUACAUUGCUUCGAUGAGCCAAGUUUGGUGCAUCACCGCCAUUGACGUAGGCCAACAGAUAAGAACGCUAUUAGAACAGAACCAAUUUCAAUUGGCCCUAAAGUUGACGAGUUUGUCGGACGUUAGCGAGGAAGAAAGGGCAAAGAAAACGUGCAAAAUUCAGACGCUCUACGCGUAUUAUCUUUUCGCAAAUAAAAAGUUCCAAGAAGCGAUGAAGCAAUUUCAAACUUUGGGAACUGAUCCUUACGAGGUUAUAAGAUUGUUUCCGGAUUUGGUAUCCCAGCCGACAAACGCGAACGAGCUGAACGAGCCCGUAUCUGCGACACCGCGGCUUCAGGAUCGAGAUUUAGAGAAUGGUCUUCUCGCACUAAUUGCUUAUUUGACAGAAGUGCGUCACAACUUAAUGUGCAGUGGAGAAUCGAAAGAAGGUAAAAACGAAAAAGGAAAGGAGAAAGAGAAGACGAAAAAUAUAACGGCGGUUGCGACUGAGCAACUAUUGAAAAUAAUUGAUACGACUCUCCUCAAGUGUUAUCUGCAGACCAACGACGCUCUCGUUGCUCCGUUGUUACGUUUGAAUCAUUGUCACCUUGCCGAAGCCGAAAAAACUUUACUCAUGUAUCAAAAAUAUCCAGAACUUAUAAUUCUCUAUCAGACUAAAGGCCAACACAAAAAAGCUCUUGAACUGUUGGAAAAACAGUCGAAAAAGAGCGACUCUAGUCUCAAGGGUACCGAGCGUACGAUUCAGUAUCUUCAACACUUGGGACACGAUAAUAUGGAUUUGAUUCUUAAAUUUUCUGGCUGGGUACUUGAACAGGAUCCUGAACAGGGACUUAGAAUUUUUAUGGAAGAUUUGCAGGAAGUGGAGCAGCUGCCAAGACCGAAAGUCCUGGAUUAUUUACUUCGAUGUCAUAAAAACUUAGUUAUUACGUAUUUGGAAUACGUAGUCCGAGUAUGGGAAGACACGAAUCCCCUAUUUCACAACGUUCUUGUUCAUCAGUACAAGGAAAAAUGUUUGGCAUCGAUGAGCCCGAACGCAACACCGGCGGAGAAACAAAACGGCGAGCACGUGCGACAAAAGUUGCAACAAUUUUUGGAAAAGUCCAUUCAUUAUACACCGGAAACGGUGCUCUCGCAAUUUCCAACGGAUUGCCUAUUCGAAGAGAGAGCCAUCAUUUUGGGACGUCUCGGUCGUCAUCAACAGGCGAUAUCGAUUUACGUCAAUUUAUUGAACGAUGUGCCACGCGCCAUUCAAUAUUGUAACAACAUUUAUUCGAGAUACGAAAAGAACACAGACUUUACUAAAAAUCAAGAUGGUUCUGAUGAAGUUUAUGUCACUCUUAUUCAACAAUUACUCAAGCCUGAUAUCGGAGCGAUGGCAGCUUCGCGUCCCGAGCUGACCAACACGAUACAGUCGGAUUUGGAAACUGCCCUGGAGCUUUUGGAAGAGUACGCACUUAAAAUAAACGCAACGAAAGUUUUGGAAGUCUUACCUGACAGUGUGCCGAUCGGCCGGAUAAGGCACUUCCUCGAAGCAAGUUUGCAAAAACAAUUGAACGAAAGGAGACGGACGCAAGUGUUGAAAGGUUUAUUACACGCGGAACAUCUUCAAGUACAGGAGCAAAGGAUGCACUACGAGUCCCAAAGUGUUCUCAUGACCGAGUACAACAUUUGUCCAGUGUGUAAAAAGCGCUUUGGAAAUCAAAGCGCGUUUGCCCGAUAUCCGAGCGGUGACAUCGUUCACUAUUCAUGCCGGGAUCGGAAAUUGUAAACAGCCAAAAUAUCUCAAGAUGCAUAUGAACUUUAUUUUUCCUUAUUAUGUGUACACAUAUUUAUAGACUCUAUAAAUAAACAUUGUCGUAUAUAAAUAUGAAAAAUAAAAUGUACUAUUAUUUAAAUUUA